CACCACGUGAUGUGUAUCGCGGAAAUCCUCCCAGCAGCGGUUGAAGUCCAGUUCUUAGGCCCUAUCAAUAAACACACGAACAUUGCAUUAAACAAGCCUGUAGGAAUGACUGAAGCAUUUUGCUCAUUAUCAUCAUGAAGUAUGCACUGCUUCACGUUUCGCUGCCUUUUUUGGUUUGUGUCGCCGUGGCAAACACAAGUUUAUUCAACAACGUCAUGGUAGACCUGUCCUAUGAACAUUACGCAGAACAAGUGGUCGACUCUCUGCCAGGUUUCCUGGCAAUGCCUUUUAACUCUAUAAUCAAUGUUGUGUUACUUGGUUACGUUGUCAUGGGAUUGUACUGGUUGUUCAGGAAGAACUCGAGUGAAGAAACCAAGGAAAGUCGCUACGUAAGACAAGUUUUCGCCCUGAUGGCGAUCUUUUACGCACCUGUGCAGUGGACGCGCCUGGCCACUAUGCGCCGCGCGCCGGCUGUUCUGGACCAGUGGGUCACCCUGCCCAUCUUCGCCUGGGUCUCAGUGUGGUGCAGCUUCAUUGAAGGGGGGGCUUCAUGGCGUCCGUGGUUUGCCCUGACGACCCAGCUGGGCUCCGUGCUGAGCUACGGCCUGGCGCUUGUGCACGCACGGGGAUUCGAGGUGGCCCUCGGGGGCCACAUCGUUUACGCCGUGCACAAAGGAGUGCGCGUGCACCGUCUGUACGGAGACCACCUCUCCCAGAGACACCUGGUGCUGGCUCUGGUGUCCUGCGGCGGGUUCGUCGGCCUGAAGCUGCUGGACCACUGGCUGGCCCGGUACGCGCUCUUCCAGUGUGUGACGGGACACUUCUGGUCCAAAGUGUGCGAUGUCCUUCAGUUCCAUUUUAGUUUUUGUCUUCUUACUUGCCUCUCAGAACGAUCGCAAGCACGCCAAAAGGCAAGAUGAAAUGAUAUAUUAAAGAUUGAUAAUACGAUACAAA
Messenger RNA from Gadus macrocephalus (Pacific cod), 954 nucleotides. RefSeq names its product transmembrane protein 187 (gene tmem187). The record is from RefSeq and is a predicted model, not a curated record. The transcript is spliced from 2 exons. NCBI's taxonomy places the organism in Eukaryota, Metazoa, Chordata, Actinopteri, Gadiformes, Gadidae. Gene Ontology annotation, cellular component: transport vesicle. The coding region runs from base 135 to 920 and encodes 261 amino acids.